ACAAAAUCAUUUCUUGAACAGGUUAAGAUUAAAAAUGAUGAGUUACAGAGGCUUGUUUCUUUUGCUUGCACUCUCCUGCAUUGCCGUUGAAAGUCGACAACUCAAAGGAAAUCCAUACCAUUUAUCUUCGAACAACGAUAUUGAAGGCAAAAGAUGGGCUGUUUUAAUUGCUGGCUCAAAUGGUUAUGAGAAUUACAGGCAUCAGGCUGAUGUAUGUCACGCGUAUCAAGUUCUGAGAAAUGGUGGGUUAGAAGACGAAAACAUUAUUGUUUUCAUGUACGACGAUAUCGCAUUCGACGGCAACAAUCCCAGACCUGGUGUCAUUAUCAAUAAACCUGAUGGAGAAGAUGUCUAUGAUGGAGUCCCCAAGGAUUACACAGGGGAAGAUGUAAAUGUGAACAAUUUUUUUGGAGCAAUUCUUGGGAACAAAACUGCUGUCACAGGAGGAAGUGGGAAAGUUGUGGACAGCGGUCCAAAUGAUUAUAUUUUCAUAUAUUAUGCCGAUCACGGCGCCGCCGGUUUACUUGGAAUGCCUUCUGGAGAAUACCUUACUGCACAGGACUUGAUGAAUACGUUGAAGCAAAAACAUGCAGCUAACACCUACAAAAGCAUGGUUAUAUAUGUUGAAGCAUGUGAAUCAGGAAGCAUGUUUGAAGGAAUUCUGCCGAGAGAUAUAAAUAACAUAUAUGCAGUGACAGCAGCAAAUCCAAAUGAAAGUAGUUGGGCAUCUUAUUGUCCUGGAGAUUUCCCAAGUCCCCCUUCUGAAUUUGACACUUGUUUGGGUGAUAUUUUCAGCAUUUCUUGGUUGGAAGACAGUGACAUCCAUGAUCUGCGAAAUGAAACUCUGCAGCAGCAAUAUCAAGUGGUCAGAAGAAGGACAGCAGUUGACGAUGUGGAUUUUAGUUCUCAUGUGAUGCAAUAUGGAAAUAAGGGAAUAGCAGAGGAUACUGUGUUCAAUUAUUUGGGUUCAAAUCCAAAUAAUGAUAAUUAUUAUUCACCUCAUCAUCAUCAUCAUCAUCACUCCAGUGUAACAACCACUCCACAUAUUGUCAGCCAACAUGAUGCCAGCCUCCUCCAUUUCUGGCAUAGGUAUCAUAAUGCUCCGGAAGGCUCUCCCAGAAAGACCGAAGCUCACAAGGAGCUGAUGGAUGAACUUUCCCUAGGGAAACACACUGAUCAGAGUGUAAAUGAGAUUAUAUCAGUUGUUUUUGGACCUGAAAAGAUUUCAGAGAUGCUCAACACCGUCCAAUCUGCUGGGAGUCCUCUCGUUCAUGAUUGGGAUUGCUUCAAGAUGCUUGUUAAGAGUUUCAAGAAACAGUGUGGAGGCACAUCAAGAACAAGGUAUGACAUGAAGUAUAGUGGAGCUUUUGCAAAUAUGUGCAAUGCUGGUGUUGAUAUCAACCGUGCUACUCAAGCAAUAACUCAAGCCUGUUCUACCAACUCUCCUCCUCCAUAAAAACCUAUACAUAUACACGUUCAAAAGAGUUAUAAUUAAUUAUAAGAAUAUGGAAUUACAGUAAGCUCAUGCAUAUAGAUCUUUGAUGUACUUCAAAAGCUUUUUACAUGAUCAAUGCUUGAUAUAAAUCUGUCUUAUUAA
Molecule: messenger RNA, 1597 nt
Organism: Hibiscus syriacus
Lineage: Eukaryota; Viridiplantae; Streptophyta; Magnoliopsida; Malvales; Malvaceae
Product: vacuolar-processing enzyme-like
Exons: 10
Coding region: 35-1456 (473 amino acids)
Biological process (GO): vacuolar protein processing
Molecular function (GO): cysteine-type endopeptidase activity
Source: RefSeq, a predicted model, not a curated record